GGCUCGUAGUGUGUGUAUUACCGACGAGGUGGUAUCAGCGGCGACGCGCGAAACUAUGUGCGUGACAGCCACGCCGUUGAGCGCGACGAAGAUACUGAAAGAUACCGCGAGCCGGCAACCAGCGAGGACUACUGUCGCGAGUGGUGCACAGGUGCAAGGAUUAACAGGCGGUGGCGGCAAUAACCACAACGGCAACAACAACCACCAUCGCCACAAUGCCGGCGAGUCGGACAGACCGCAGCACACGUCGAUCAUGAUGGUCCGCAUGAUCGGCGAUGAAUUUCUCACGGAAGAGCGGGACCGAAAGUACUACGCCGAUCACUACACAUGUUGUCCGCCGCCUCUCUUCAUCAUCCUCAUCACUCUGGUGGAGUUGGGUUUCUUCUUCUACUACACAGUGGCAAUGGGGGAAGUGAAUACUUCGGGGCCGGUGCCAAUUGACAGUGUCUUCAUUUACAGGCCGGACAAGCGGCUCGAGCUGUGGAGGUUCGCCUUCUAUAUGUUCUUGCACGCAGGGUGGCUUCAUUUACUAUUUAACCUGGGGGUACAGGUGGUCGUGGGACUUCCCUUGGAAAUGGUUCACGGAAGCCUGAGGAUCGCCGCGGUUUACAUGGCCGGGGUUCUUGCUGGUUCUCUGGGCACGUCAGUGUUCGACACCGAUGUGUACCUUGUCGGGGCAAGCGGUGGCGUUUACGCCCUUUUGGCGGCGCAUCUAGCUAACGUUCUCCUUAACUAUAAUAAUAUGGAGUUCGGAAUAGUUCGACUCAUUGGCAUUUUCGUCAUAGCCAGCGCGGAUGUGGGCUUCGCAAUCUACGACAGGUAUGCGGCAGAACAAAUGGGUCCUCCUGUGUCGUAUGUCGCCCAUUUGACGGGCGCUCUGGCAGGUCUGACGAUCGGUCUCUUGGUGCUAAAAAACUUUGAGCAACGGCUGCACGAGCAGUUACUCUGGUGGGUCGCCUUGGGUGUCUACGCCGCCUGCACGAUUUUCGCGAUCAUGUACAAUUUAAUGCACCCGGACUAUCCAUGACGCGAAGUCAGCUUCGCGUACGGCCAGCCAAGGCAUAUGUAACGCGAAGCUGAUUGGAAGUGUAGUUGGGCCUGGAAAAGAAAAAAGAAGAAAAGAUGAAAGAAAGAAGAUAGGAUAAUAUUCACGCAAAUAUCCUUGAUAACGCGCGCCAGAGACCGAUAAUAUAUCGUCUUUCUGAAGCGCCCGAAGCAAGAGAUACGGAUAAGAGAGAAGAACGUGAAAUACGCGACGCGCGAGGUCGUCAGCCGUCGUUCUUCUUGCGAGAAGAACGUGAUUUUGAUCACGCUUCGCCCCCGCGUGUGUAAAGAAUCGCGUAAAUAGUUUUGUAUUAUAUAUUUUCUUCCAAGUCGGCCUGUUCGCGCGCGAUAGUCGCCGAGGAAAGCGCGCUCGUUGAAAGAAAGCGCGAGCGAGAAAAUUUAAUUUAUUGCUGAUUAGAAAAAUUUGUAAAGAGGAUAAGGAAAAUUUGCGAACAACAAAAAGCGAUGAGAUAAAGAGUAUAAGAGAGUCGAUCAACCAACGCGAUGUACUUCCUGCCGGGAAGAAGAGACGCGAAGGAAGAAGAGAAAUGUUGAGCGAAUGUCUCCAUGCCCAUUACCUUUCGUCUUCUGGAAUUGGAAGCGGGAAGAAAAGCGGUUAAUCCUAACCAACUGUCUGCCUGUAAUUUCGCGGAAGAUUCUAAAACGCAACCGAGUUACUUUAUUGCAUAGGAUGAGCAUCCAGUUUUGCGUCCUUCUGCUAGUAACGGGAAGCGAGUGAACUUUAUAUUGUUACAAGAUGUGUACAUUCUAGAGGUCGCCUGUCGCGGUAAAUAUACAUCCUCUCUCGCAUCGUUCUUCUACAGAACGGAUGGAGCAAGCACAUGAGGCACGGAAGAUAUAUUUUUGAAUAUUCUUCGAACUCUGAGAAAAAAUAACGUCGCGUAAUCGCGAGCCUAGUCGUUGCACAAUAACAAUUUUUCAACAAUUCUGAAGAAAAACCAAAGAAAAGAAAACCAAACCGAAUAAACGACGAGACUCGGCCGGCUCGUUCGAAGUGGGUGAAACACUUCGACGCGAAGACACUUCCUCGUCGAGGGACAGGAUGCGACGAAGAGAGAGAAGUAUACUCUCUCGUGACUUCCGUCGUUCGUUUAUUCUCCGCGUAAUGCCGGCCGCUGUCGUCCUUGGAAAAACCAAAGAAUCGUAACCGACUGUGUAGACGACGCUCGCUGUCCUUUGUCGCAUUACUGAAGAAGUUGCUUCACUCGGUGUGACGAAAAGGAAAAAAAAAUAGAAACAGGGAGGAAGAUUGGAUACAAUAGUUGAAGUAAAGCAGUAGGAAAACGCAAGAACGAAAAGAAGAAUUAAUUCAGGAGACCUAAUGGAUCCUUCGCGGUCAUCGGAACAUUGUAUGAAUGACCGCUGCGGAGUAGCAUGGAGACGACGACGAUAAAACAAAAAUACCCGCGAUAAAAUCGAGAGAAAAUUGGCAACCAUCUCAACGCCCCCUCUCGAAAUGAUUCGAUUCGCGAGAUGAAUUCGUGAACGUGGACGGAAACGCAAAGGAGCUAAGAACGCGCAGGAUUCGACGAUGAAGAGUCCGGCGCGUUGAUGAUGAGAUAAAAACCAUUUCUGAACCACAGACAAAUAAUUUAGCUUCCGAAACACAAUAGACAUCAAUAUUCUACAGGAGAAGAAACACUUACACAUUGUUUGUGUAUUGCUCUCGUUAACGCAAAAACAAUCUAAUCGAAAAGAAAGAAACAGAUUUGUCUCUCACUGUUUCGAGCAUAUACGUACGAUAUUAUCGCGAUCAAUUGUUACAUAGAAUUGCAAUUUUUUUCACGAGUUCAUAGAACCACACACCA
Molecule: messenger RNA, 2873 nt
Organism: Pseudomyrmex gracilis
Lineage: Eukaryota; Metazoa; Arthropoda; Insecta; Hymenoptera; Formicidae
Gene: stet
Product: protein rhomboid
Exons: 6
Coding region: 56-1027 (323 amino acids)
Cellular component (GO): membrane
Molecular function (GO): serine-type endopeptidase activity
Source: RefSeq, a predicted model, not a curated record